UAACAGCAUAGCUACCAAAUCCAUCCCCAACAAUACAAGAAGUUGAUCAAAAUAGAAGAAAAAAUGUCCCUCCUUUCCUCGAAUGGUGGGUUCUUUGGUAGAAAAAGAAACGAAACACCUCGUUCUGAAACAUGGGACCCGUACAAAGAGUACCAUGGUUUGGGAGGGAUUCCAAUCCCAGCACCACCUCACAUGCCUUUCCCCACGGACCCUUCAACAAUGAUCAACACUCGCAGAGAGUGGAAGGAGACACCCGAAGCGUACAUGUACAAGACACACCUUCCUGGUCUCAAUCGCAAUGACGUGAGAGUGGAAGUGGAUGAUGACAGAGUGCUCUGCAUCAUUUGUGAGAAGAAUGUGGAGAAACGAGAACAAAGAGAAGGGUGGCACAAAGUGGAGCUCUCUAGUGACCACUUUGUUCACCGUCUCACUUUGCCUCAAAACUCUAUGGUUGACCAAAUUAAGGCUCAUAUGGAAAAUGAGGUGCUUACUAUUAGGGUACCUAAGCGCACCAAAGUUACCAACCACCGUGUCAGAAACAUUAGUAUUUCUUCUCAGUGAGGCUCUGUUUCAUCUCGUCAAUGGAAAUUAAAUUCAGAAACAUGGUUGUCUAGAUAAAUAAAUCGCUAAAGGUCUAUGCUUUUGCAAUCUUGUCAACUAAUCCAUCUAUUAGAACAAUAAUCAGUUUGAGGGAUUACCCUGCGUUGGUAUAAGAAAUAUGAAGUUGGCAAUUAUACAUAUCUCUUUGCUGAUUACUGUUGGAACUCUCGAACAUCCUAACAAUUACAAUGUUUUUUUUUUUAACCUAAUAAUCGAAUCUCUAUUAACACUUUCUCCUCUUACGGGAAAAAAAAAAAAAAACACCACACGUUAUGGUCAGAAUCAUGCCAUGUUCAUUUUCCUUCAUGAAUAUUAUAAGUUGAUAGAUAUGAAUUUUUUAAGUAUACUCACAAGGGUUCGUCAUAUAUAUGAAAAAAAAAUGUAAUAAAAAAUAAUUUUUAUUUCAGUAAUUAUUACACCAUGAAAAAUAAUAU
Messenger RNA from Abrus precatorius (Indian licorice), 1034 nucleotides. Its product is annotated as 18.1 kDa class I heat shock protein-like. Gene Ontology annotation, biological process: protein folding; response to hydrogen peroxide; response to heat. The record is from RefSeq and is a predicted model, not a curated record. NCBI's taxonomy places the organism in Eukaryota, Viridiplantae, Streptophyta, Magnoliopsida, Fabales, Fabaceae. Bases 64 to 561 code for a protein of 165 amino acids. The transcript has a single exon.